Molecule: messenger RNA, 1815 nt
Organism: Cladophialophora carrionii CBS 160.54
Lineage: Eukaryota; Fungi; Ascomycota; Eurotiomycetes; Chaetothyriales; Herpotrichiellaceae
Exons: 5
Coding region: 1-1815 (604 amino acids)
Biological process (GO): transmembrane transport
Molecular function (GO): transmembrane transporter activity
Source: RefSeq, a predicted model, not a curated record
AUGCCCAGUGUGACGACAGAAACUGCAUCAGGCUCAGCGCCCACCUAUGAAAAGGUAGAUCCCAGAACGAUGUUCACCACGACGAGCCCAAAUGCAAGAACGAGCUCUGCCAGUUUGAGGCACGAAGUGGUGCCUAGUGACCGGGCGGAACCGCAUGACAACCCGACAGGCAAUCCAGAAGCUUGGACCGCAGGCCGUGCGGAAAUUCUAGCAAUUGUGUCUCUGGCGAUUAUAUCGCUUGUGGUGGCGCUGGACUCGACGAUUCUGGUGCCAGUGCUGCCAGUCCUGGCUAUCAAGCUUAAUGGCUCAGCGAUUGAGACGUUCUGGGCAGGAACCUCAUACUUACUCGCCAGUGCGACUUUGCAACCCUUGACCGGCGCCAUGUCCGACAUAUUUGGUCGCAGAUGUUUAUUGCUGAUAAAUAUAGGGCUGUUUGCUUUGGGUUCUUUGCUGGCCUGUCUCGCUCAUGACUUUCGGCUUUUGCUUUGCGGUCGAACAAUCCAAGGGGUAGGUGGAGGAGGCAUCAUCGUACUCAAUCUGAUCAUUUGUACCGAUAUUAUUCCACUACGACAAAGGCCACGCUUCACCAGCUAUGUGCAGAUAUCAUGGGGUAUCGGAACGCUCUUCGGACCUUUGAUCGGAGCCGCAUUCGCUGAAAGAGUCACCUGGCGUUGGAUAUUCUAUAUCAAUUUUCCCAUCUGUGGCAUUGGAGCCUUCCUGAUCGCAUAUUCCAUUCGAUUCACGGACCGUCAAAUCUCCUUUGCCCAAAAAUGGUCCGAGGUUGACUGGAUCGGGGGGAUCUUCUUUCUCGCCAGUAUCACCUCAACACUCUUAGCACUGACAUGGGGUGGAGUCCAAUUCCCGUGGGACAGCUGGCAAACCCUGCUACCUCUGCUUCUUGGCCUCGUCGGGCUGCUAGGAACUACGCUGUGGGAAAUAAAAGGCGCUCGCCGGCCUUUCCUCAGAAUCAGCCUCUUCAGCAGCAUCUCGAGCAUAGCAAUCUAUACUUGCGCCAUAUUCCAAGGUGUAGUGCUAUAUGGCCUGCUUUACUUCGUCUCGUUCUAUUUCCUGUCCGUCCGCGGGUUUUCGAAUAUCGAGACUGGCGUUGCCCUUCUCCCACUGUCCUGCGCCCUCAUGCCAGCCAGCAUUCUAGUCGGCAUUGCCAUGACUCGACUUGGACGAUUUCGUUGGGCUCUUUGGUCGGGAUGGUCACUCAGUACGUUGGGUGUCGGUCUUUUGAUCUUGUUCGACACGUCAAGCCCACCAACAUAUGGAUGGGUGUUGGUGCUAGUGGUCAAUGGCAUCGGCCAAGGUCUGCUUCUCAACUCUCUCAAUCUGGCAACAAACGCGAUAUCGUCGACCAUAGACGUCGCCUAUUCUUCGACCAUGUAUGCUUUCUUCAGAGGCACUGGUCUUUGUAUCGGUGUUGCUGUCGGCGGAAGUACCUUCCAAAAUCGACUGACGACUGUUCUGCGUGCCUCAGGUCUUCCCACGGCUAUUGCUCAAAAUGCCGAAGCUUACAUUGCGACACUCCACAGCAUGCCCAAGGAUGAUCCCUUCCGCAAAAGUGUGAUCAGCGCAUACGCUCAGGCUUUUCACACGGUCUUCAUUGUUCUCACAGCGUUCAGCGCUGCCAGUCUGGUAGUUACCGUAGUGGGAGUCAGGCACCACACCAUGGAUAAAUCCAUAGAGACACAGCACAAGUUGCAGCGCAGGGAGGCAACCAGAGCGACCGACAAGCCGUCUGGAAGCAGUCACUUGCCUGAAAGAGUAGAAGGAGAGGCUGGGACCAGCCGUAUGAGCACGUUGGAAUAG